AUGAUCGACUGGGUGUCCUGGCCCCUGGGAAAGAACAUAGACAAGUGGAUCAUUGCUCUGCUGAAGGGUUUGGCCGCCGUGAAAAAGUUCAGCAUCUUGAUUGAAGUUACUCUUUCGAAAAUUGAAAAGGUCUUUUCCAAAUUGCUGUAUCCCAUCGUGAGAGAGGGAGCUUUGUCUGUCCUGCAGUACAUGCUGCUGAGCUUCCAGCACUCCCACGAGGCAUUUCACUUGCUGCUCCCUCACAUCCCCAGGCUGGUGGCCUCUCUGAAGAAGGAGGACUCCAACUCUGCCACCAGCUCCCUGGAGCAGCUGGCUGAACUCAUCCACUGCAUGUUCUUUCGCUUCUCAGGAUUUCCAGAUCUCUACGAACCAGUCCUAGAUGCGGUUAAAGCUCUUCCUAUUCCAAACGAAGACCGGAUUAAACAUCUCUUGGGACAAAAUGCUUGGACGUCCCAGAAGAACGAACUGGCCUGCUUCUAUCCACGCCUGGCAUCCAAAUCGGAGACGGGAAAGAUCGGGUUAAUAAAUUUAGGAAACACCUGCUACAUGAACAGCAUCAUACAGUCUCUUUUCAUGGCUUCGGACUUUCGGCAUUCGGUGUUGAAUUUAACUGAGGGCAACUCCCAGCCCCUGAUGACAAAGCUCCAGUGGCUCUUUGCGUUUUUGGAGCACAGUCAGCGACCUGCCAUCUCACCCGAGAGUUUCCUCUCUGCCUCCUGGCCGCCCUGGUUCACCCCCGGCGCUCAGCAAGAUUGCUCGGAGUAUCUCAAGUACUUGCUGGACCGAUUACACGAAGAAGAAAAAACUGGAAAAAGGAUCUACCAGAAACUCAAGGAAUCCAGCUUGAUGUCUCAGGUGGUGGAGCAUCAUUACUUAAACAAGACAUUGAUUGAGAAGAUGUUUGGGGGUAAAAUGAUGACAAAGAUCCGCUGCUUGAAGUGUCUGAAUGUCUCCUCCCGAGAAGAAGCCUUCACAGACCUGUCGCUGGCUUUUCCCCCUUCGGACAGGCAUGUGCGUGGGAGCACAUCUGUUUUACCAGUGGAAGAAAUUGGCCCUCAGUUUAUUGAGCCUCCUGAAAACUCAAGCCAGCUAACGGGGUCUCCCUGGAUCCCAAGGAAGCCUCCUAUGGCCAGAGACCCUGCAGCCCCACCAAUGCCAGUGGAAACGUUGGGUUUCCAGGAGACAGGAGAACCAUCUAGUCCCUUAAGUAGCAGUGCUGUUGGUAGGGAUGCAGCCAAAGACCCUCUCUCGGCUUUUAGGGAGCAGGCAUGUGCUCCCAAGGAUUCCAGGUCUGUCCCAGAUUUAAUCAACUAUUUUCUAUCCCCGGAGAGACUGACAGCAGAGAAUAAAUACCACUGUGAGAAAUGCGCUUCCUUGCAGGAUGCCGAGAAGGUGGCGGAGCUGACGGAGGGCCCACACUACCUCAUCCUCACUCUACUGCGGUUCUCCUUCGACCCGCGGACCAUGAAGAGGAAGAAGAUCUUGGACAACGUCUCCAUCCCUGUGGUGCUCAAGCUGCCCGUCCUUGUCACCUCAGAGGAAACCGAGGAAAUUUGCCGGCAUGGGAAGGACAGGACUGCCCCGGGAAGUGGCUUUGUGUCCGUCGUGUAUGACCUCUGCAGCGUGGUGGUGCAUUCGGGCAUCUCCUCCGAGAGCGGCCACUACUACUGUUACUCCAGGGAGUGCACCGACACCGUCCCCCAUGGGCAACCCCAAGACAGGGCACCAAAACCAGCCUCUGACAAGCAGCUGGACUUUGAAAUCCAGUGGUACCUCUUCAACGACACCAGGGUUUCCUUCUCCUCCUUCGAAUCCGUCAGCAACGUCACCUCUUUCUUCCCCAAGGACACUGCCUAUGUCCUCUUCUACAGGCAGCGGCCGGGCAGGCAGAGCUGCCUACGGCAAGGGCCCGCCCGCCUGCACGGUGAACCCUCCCUCCAUAAGGACUUGAUGGAAGCCAUUUCCAAAGAUAACAUCCUCUACUUGCAGGAGCAGGAAAAAGAAGCGAGGAACAGAGCCGCGUACAUUUCUGCCUUGCCGAAAUCCCCGCUGUGGUGGAGAGACUUUGACAAGGACAAGGAUGAUGACAGCUCGUCAGGGGGCUGCAGCCCGGCGGCGGGUGGGGGCGGAUCCGGCUCCUUUCAUGGACUCGUCUUCUAG
Messenger RNA from Tauraco erythrolophus (red-crested turaco), 2160 nucleotides. The record is from RefSeq and is a predicted model, not a curated record. NCBI's taxonomy places the organism in Eukaryota, Metazoa, Chordata, Aves, Musophagiformes, Musophagidae.